Messenger RNA from Eruca vesicaria subsp. sativa (arugula), 3468 nucleotides. Lineage: Eukaryota; Viridiplantae; Streptophyta; Magnoliopsida; Brassicales; Brassicaceae. The record is from the annotation of a GenBank genome assembly.
AUGUCUUCUCUUAGUAGAGAGCUUGUGUUCCUGAUCUUACAGUUUCUCGAUGAAGAGAAGUUUAAAGAGACUGUUCACAAGCUUGAACAAGAAUCUGGAUUUUUCUUCAAUAUGAAGUACUUUGAGGAUGAGGUGCAUAGUGGAAACUGGGAUGAGGUUGAGAAGUAUCUCUCUGGUUUCACUAAAGUAGAUGAUAAUAGAUACUCAAUGAAGAUAUUCUUUGAGAUAAGAAAGCAGAAGUAUCUCGAGGCUUUGGAUAAGAAUGAUCGUCCCAAGGCGGUGGAGAUACUAGUGAAGGAUUUGAAAGUGUUUUCAACAUUUAACGAGGAGCUUUUCAAAGAAAUAACUCAGCUCUUGACCUUAGAGAACUUCAGGGAGAAUGAACAGUUAUCAAAGUAUGGGGACACCAAGUCAGCAAGAUCAAUCAUGUUGGUGGAACUCAAGAAGCUUAUUGAGGCUAAUCCUUUGUUCCGUGAUAAACUGCAGUUUCCUACUCUUAGAAACUCAAGGCUUAGGACUCUUAUCAACCAGAGCUUAAAUUGGCAACAUCAGCUUUGUAAAAACCCAAGACCAAAUCCGGAUAUAAAGACUCUUUUUGUUGAUCAUUCAUGUGGUCCUCCAAAUGGUGCACGUGAUCCAUCUCCUGUGAGCAAUCAGCUGCUUGGUGGAUUACCAAAAGCUGGAGGGUUUCCUCCUUUAGGUGCACACGGGCCAUUUCAACCAACGGCCUCACCGGUUCCAACUCCUCUUGCUGGUUGGAUGUCUAGUCCAUCCUCUGUCCCACAUCCAGCUGUCUCUGCAGGAGCCAUUGCUCUUGGUGGUCCAUCUAUCCCAGCGGCAUUGAAGCACCCGAGAACUCCAACUAAUGCUGCUUUAGACUACCCGUCAGCAGAAUCUGAACAUGUCUCAAAAAGAACAAGGCCUAUGGGAAUCUCUGACGAGGUUAAUCUAGGUGUCAACAUGUUACCAAUGUCAUUUCAAGGGCAGGCUCAUGGCCACAGUCCAGCUUUCAAAGCACCUGAUGACUUGCCCAAGACAGUUGCAAGAACUUUGACUCAGGGCUCAUCUCCAAUGAGCAUGGACUUCCAUCCAAUUAAACAGACUCUGCUUCUAGGUCUGUUUAUGAGCUUCCAUGUAAUAAUAACAGUAAUCAUCAGAGUUGUUCUAAAUUUUAUUUGCAUCGUUGUACCAGUUGGUACUAAUGUAGGGGACAUAGGGCUAUGGGAAGUUGGUUCUCGAGAAAGAUUAGUACAGAAGACCUUCAAAGUGUGGGAUAUAAGUAAAUGUUCAAUGCCCUUACAGGCUGCUCUGGUGAAAGAACCUGUCGUUUCUGUUAACCGUGUGAUAUGGAGCCAUGACGGUUCCCUAUUCGGAGUUGCUUACUCGAGACAUAUUGUGCAAAUAUACUCUUAUCAUGGAGGUGAAGACAUGAGGCAACACCUUGAGAUUGAUGCUCACGUUGGUGGUGUGAAUGAUAUUUCCUUCUCAACUCCAAACAAGCAACUCUGUGUGAUAACCUGUGGUGAUGACAAAACCAUCAAGGUCUGGGACGCUGCAACUGGUGUCAAAAGACAUACAUUUGAAGGCCAUGAAGCUCCUGUUUACUCUGUUUGUCCUCACUACAAGGAAAACAUUCAAUUCAUAUUUUCUACAGCACUAGAUGGGAAAAUUAAGGCAUGGUUAUAUGAUAACAUGGGAUCUAGAGUUGACUACGAUGCACCUGGUCGCUGGUGCACUACAAUGGCUUAUAGUGCAGAUGGAACUAGGCUAUUCUCUUGUGGGACGAGUAAAGAUGGAGAGUCUUACAUAGUUGAGUGGAAUGAAAGUGAAGGAGCUGUUAAAAGAACUUAUCAAGGAUUCCACAAGCGUUCUCUCGGUGUUGUGCAGUUUGAUACUACUAAAAACCGUUAUCUAGCUGCUGGUGAUGACUUUUCCAUCAAGUUCUGGGAUAUGGACAAUGUACAGCUUUUAACUGCUAUUGAUGGUGAUGGAGGUCUUCAGGCAAGCCCGCGUAUCCGGUUUAACAAGGAAGGCUCUCUCUUGGCUGUGUCUGGAAAUGAGAAUGUGAUUAAGGUUAUGGCAAACUCAGAUGGUUUAAGACUAUUGCACACUUUUGAGAACGUUUCAUCUGAAUCGUCUAAGCCUGUGAUAAACAGUCUUUCAGCAGCAGCUGCAGCUGCUGCUACGAGUGCUGCAGCAGAUCGAUCUGCCAAUGUUGUUUCCAUCCAAGGAAUGAAUGGAGAUACGAGGAAUAUGGUGGAUGUGAAGCCAGUGAUUACAGAGGAAUCAAAUGAUAAGUCUAAGAUAUGGAAGCUUACUGAAGUCAACGAGCCUUCUCAAUGCAGGUCACUGAGACUCCCUGAGAAUCUUAGAGUCGCUAAGAUAUCAAGAUUGAUUUUCACCAACUCAGGAAACGCUAUCUUGGCCUUGGCAUCAAACGCUAUUCAUCUUCUAUGGAAAUGGCAGAGGAAUGAGCGCAACGCAACGGGAAAGGCGACAGCUACUUUACCACCUCAGCAAUGGCAACCAGCAAGUGGGAUCCUCAUGACUAACGACGCUGCUGAAAACAACCCUGAGGAAGCUGUACCUUGUUUUGCUUUAUCCAAGAAUGAUUCCUAUGUAAUGUCAGCUUCCGGUGGAAAGAUUUCCUUAUUUAACAUGAUGACUUUUAAGACGAUGGCUACUUUCAUGCCACCACCACCUGCUGCAACUUUUCUAGCUUUCCAUCCUCAAGACAACAACAUCAUUGCUAUCGGAAUGGAUGAUAGUACUAUUCAGAUUUAUAACGUCCGUGUUGAUGAGGUGAAGAGUAAGCUUAAAGGUCAUUCAAAGAGAAUAACUGGUCUGGCCUUCUCCAAUGUGUUAAAUGUUCUGGUUUCAUCUGGAGCUGAUGCUCAGCUUUGUGUAUGGAACACAGAUGGAUGGGAGAAGCAAAGAAGCAAGGUACUGCCACUUCCACAAGGAAGACCAAACACUGCACCUUCAGACACGCGUGUUCAGUUUCACCAAGAUCAAACUCACUUCCUUGUGGUGCACGAGACACAGCUUGCUAUUUACGAAACAACCAAACUCGAAUGCAUGAAACAGUGGCCGGUUAGAGAAUCAUCAGCACCAAUCACUCAUGCUACGUUCUCAUGUGAUAGCCAAUUAGUCUAUGCAAGUUUUAUGGAUGCAACAAUCUGUGUAUUUACCUCUUCAAAUCUAAGAUUGCGUUGCCGAGUCAACCCUUCUGCGUAUCUACCAGCUAGUCUCAGUAACUCCAACGUACAUCCUCUGGUGAUUGCGGCACAUCCGCAAGAACCAAACAUGUUUGCAGUUGGUCUCUCAGACGGAGGAGUUCAUAUAUUCGAACCAGUUGAGUCUGAAGGUAAAUGGGGAGUGGCUCCACCUUCUGAGAACGGGUCUGCAAGUGGUGCAGUGGCUGCACCAUCCGUUGGAGCCUCUGCUUCUGAUCAGCCACAGAGAUGA